Anthostomella pinea is the source of this 1851-nucleotide messenger RNA. The record is from the annotation of a GenBank genome assembly. NCBI's taxonomy places the organism in Eukaryota, Fungi, Ascomycota, Sordariomycetes, Xylariales, Xylariaceae.
AUGGCCAGGGAUUUGCAGACCAAUCAGAAUGUUGCCAUCAAGUGCAUGACGAAGCGGUCCGCCGCGAACGACCUCGGCAUCGACUUCGCUAUCGACGAGAGGUCUGAGGAACUGCUUGCACACCGCGUUUUGGGCGCUCAUCCCAACAUCGUCAACCUGGUCCAUUCUUUCGAGACCGACGCCCACGUAUACCUCGGUCUCGAAUACUGCUCACGUGGAGACCUCUACGAGGCCAUUAGGACCGGAGCUGGUCCUCUUGAGACGGAACAUGUCCGCCAGUUCAUGUUGGAGCUCGUUGAUGCUGUCGCUUACAUGCAUUCCAAGGGCAUCUACCACCGGGACUUGAAGCCGGAGAACAUUUUUCUCACCGAGUCGGGUGCCAUGAAGCUUGGUGACUUCGGAUUGGCCACCACUGAUAGAUGGAGCUAUGAGUCCACCGUCGGAAGUGAUCGUUAUAUGUCUCCGGAGCAGUUCGACUCGGCUGGAGCUGGCUACUCGCCAGCGCAGGCCGACAUCUGGGCUAUUGGCAUCUGCCUGCUCAACAUUCUGUUUUCCCGGAACCCUUUUACCACUCCGACCGAGGAUGAUCCGCUGUUCCUGGACUUCUCUCGCGACAAGCAAUCCCUGUUCGAUGUCUUCCCUUCAAUGUCCCAAGACACCUAUGAGGUCAUUGUCGAGUGCAUGAAUCUGAAUCCUACCAAACGUUCUCUAGUGGGGGCUAAGGAUGCCCUGCGCCGAGUUGUCAGCUUCACGACCCUCGAUGAGGCACUCGACGACUUCUGUACCGCUGAGCGCACGACUAUUGCUACUGCCAAUCGCGAGCCUCUCCGCACUCCCUCCAUCCAGAGUCCUCAAAUGGAUCAAGGUGCCUUCCCGUGGGCUAAGGCCCUGCAUGCCAGCCCACCCCAGCCGAUCCGCCAACUCAGUGCCAUCCCCGACGACGAGAGUUACACUGAGGAGUUGUUCCCCAAAUCCGAAGGCACUGGAGACUGGUGGUCAGCAACCGCCCAGACCCCGUCGAUCUCGUCUGUUCUCACUUCAAACAUGGCAACGUCGAUGAACUCGCUGGGGAUAAACUCGCUGGGCAUUUCGCGGCCUGUCAACUUUCCUGCGCCCACUGGUGCGAAAGCGUCCCCUAUGGCUGGGUCUCUACCAAUUACCAUGUCCAAGCCAAGGCCUACCUUGAAUGCCAUGUCAUCGGUGUUCGGUCGGAAGGAUGCAGUGUCCAAAAGCUGGAGUGACAUGUGGGAGGAGGAUGAGGAAGAUGAAGAGGAGCGUAGUCGCCAGUUCCAGACCCUCAAGGAGCUCAAUGCUCGAACAUGGAGCCAGGAGAGCAAGUCUGACUCGACUCCCACUCUGCAGGAUCAGGCAUCCUCGCCCCAGGCGCCAGCGUCUGUUUAUGAGGAGCUAGAGGCUUCGCCCGUGAACGAUACCAUCUCGAACGACAUCGACGGGGACCUGGUUGCCGACGGAUUUUUCUUUCACGAGCCUGUUGCUGUUGAGCAGCCUAAGCAGUUUCCCCUUCGCUACUCUCCACCGUCGAAGCGCAACCAUCUCGACAAGUGGGCAGCUUUAGGGCAACGUCGCCGGGCACGAGGAGAAGCCAUGGAGCCGAAGUCGCCGGACCACAGCGCAAAGCCGCGACGACAGUUUGGUACCGGCUUACACAAUCUUGGAGGAGUAGGAACGUCGGAUAACACCAACCAGUCCGGUCACAAAUUGAACAGGGAACGCGUGGUAGCUCCAAGUGGCUGCCCGUGGACUCAUGGCCGAGACUGGAAUUGGCGCAAGGAGAAGCGCCAUGAUUUUGGUGAUGUUGCGUGGGUUGGCCACUGGCAAGAGGCUCACUGA